This is a messenger RNA of Daucus carota subsp. sativus, 1416 nucleotides long. RefSeq names its product protein CANDIDATE G-PROTEIN COUPLED RECEPTOR 2. Gene Ontology annotation, molecular function: G protein-coupled receptor activity. Gene Ontology annotation, cellular component: plasma membrane. Gene Ontology annotation, biological process: G protein-coupled receptor signaling pathway. Lineage: Eukaryota; Viridiplantae; Streptophyta; Magnoliopsida; Apiales; Apiaceae. Bases 208 to 1125 code for a protein of 305 amino acids. The transcript is spliced from 6 exons. The record is from RefSeq and is a predicted model, not a curated record.
GAUAACAGAAAACAUGAAAAUAUUAAGACACGGAGGAGAGUAUGACUUAACUUAACAUCCAGUCAAACACUAAAACACAAUCUUGCUGAAAUCCAAUUAGGGUUAGGGCUUUCUUCAAAAUCCCCAAAUUCCUAAAAAAUAUUCCUCUGUGAAAUCAACAAUUGAAUCUACCAGUGUUAUACAUGUAGCUCAACAGUUAAGAUAAUAAUGAGAAAUCUAGAGAGUAUAGUUGCACAACCCCCAAUUUCAAUGAUCUCAGACUCGGUAGAUACACAUUAUGUCAUAACUGGCGGCAAUUUGUACGGAUGGCUUGUUAAUUGUCAUGGGUUUUUGCAUAAUAUUGGAUUGAUUGUUCCUUCGUUGCUGUUUGUGGUGUUCUUGGUGGUUCAAGCUAAGAAGAGUUUCGUAAAGCUUUCGAAUGAUCGAUCACUUGUUAUUAUUGCUUAUUAUGGCUUUCUUUGGCUUGUGGCUCUCUUUAAUCUUGCUUGGUGCUUGCUUCAGGCAUGGGAAUGUACUUCCGCAAGACAAACACCAUGGAAUAUCCUAUCACUUUUUACGGAUGCUGGAAUGCUAUUUCUUGAAGUAAGCUUGGUAGCUUUCUUACUCCAAGGAAACCAUGCUAGUGGGAAAGAAGCUUUGACAAGGACUUUUGUUGUCUCAGGACUUAUUGUUGCUUUUGAUACACUUCUUAAGGCUAUAUAUCUUUACGGGUUUUCAAUUCCGGUAUUUAUCAAUGACGGUGAGGGCGGAAGUCGGGUCAAAUGGGGAUUGUGGGUCAUCCAUAAGCUACUACUUACUGCAGUCUAUGGUAUCAUACUGUAUAUGUAUAACUCAGACUGGAGAGAGAGAUUACCUGCAAGACCAGCUUUUUACAAGUAUACUACUAUCAUGUUCUGCUUGAAUGUGACUGCAUCAUUAGCUUGUAUGUUGCUGACAGGACAUGGUGCUUCAUUUGGAGCCUGGUUGUAUGGCGUCACAACUGUUUGCUACCAUGCCUUGUAUCUCCCGCUGCUAUAUGUUACAUUCUUAGCUGACUUCUUUGAGGAGGAUGCUCUGAAUCUGGAGAGUGUUUAUUAUUCUGAAAUGAAAGAUGCUGGCUUCUUUGACGCUGAUUGGGAGUUAUAAAGACAAUCAUCCAUAAUACAGAAAAUGCUAUGUGGAACACUGUGUAAACUGUAAAUACAAAUAUGAUCACACGAAGAUUGUUUAGCCUCGAUUCUACCUUUAUUGUUGCUGGUUUGUGCUUUACCAGUUUCAUAAACAAUGUUGUUGGGCACCUGUAGAAAUGUUGUUCAUUGCAAUAUACUAUAAGACAGAACCGAAUUUUAGAUGUAAUAGCAGAUACGCUAGGUUAUUUUGGUCAUCUUCCUUACGGUCUUGCUUAACAAGCAGUCUGCCUUUGUCAGAUUUUUUUUC